AUGCCUCAGCUCUCUCGCUCACUCUCGCUCACGGUCGAGGACGGUUCAGGUCUGAGCGUCUGCGGUGAAGACUCAUUUGAAAUCGUAAACGCCAAAAGACUCGUUCCAAUCAGGGGCAGAGUCAACAGCGGCCACAACAAGAACAAAAAGACAAACAAGGCGUCCAUCAUGUCGACGACAUAUCCUGGUCCCCCUGGACGCAAAUCGAACAGCCAUGAGAUGUCCACUCCUUCACCGGCGACGAGGACCACCAGGCUUUUUUACACCAAAGACCGCGUUAUCGAUGCUGGCAUCACCUCCGUUCAGCCAGCGUCUUGGUCUGAGAAGACAUUGCCGUCGCCUCACCAGCCACAGCAUCACCGCCAUCAUCGCCACCAUCACGAGAUCGAUAGCAGGCAAGGCAAUGGCAAUCAGCUCAGCGUCGAGGUGGAGCAGGCAAAGACAAAUGAGUUGAUAGUGGAACAAGACAGCCCCAAACAGUGGCGUCAUCAGAAGCACUUGUCAGUGAAUCAGCAGGAGACAGUCGAGCACUCUGAGUCGACGGAGGAGCAGCAUUCUCAGCAGCAAACUGUACAGGCAGUGCACGACAGGCCAUGGCCUGCAUCGACUGAUGUCAGCCCUUUGGCUCUGGAGGCUAUCAACGCAUCCAUCGCUGGUGCACCUUUUGCAGACGUCAGCCUCUACUUGGCGAACGAGCACCGGUCCAUCUUUGCCAAUUCAGCAAUUCUAAUGAAAGCCUGCCCGGUAAUCAUGAAGGAAAUCGAAGAGACUGGGGAGCUCAACCUUGACACGAUGGAAGCUUCGACCAGCGGUGACCAUAACCUGAAUAUACACGGCCAUUCAUCUCCCAAGGUCUCGCCUCUAGCUCUCGACCAUGUCUUCUCACCCGUCGACGGUGUGGAGGGCUCAAUGGACCCCUUUCACGUCGAGCACAAGGACAUUGGAGUAGAGCCAUGCGAAGGCUUGAACAAUGGAGGAGACCGCAGUGAACUGUUUGUUUUUCCUACGACGACAGCCGGUCCGAAGGGCAAAGACGCCGACGAGGCUUCGUUGUACCCAAAAGGAGGACACACGCUUGGAAAGCUGUCGAGGGCCUUCAGAUUGGCUUCACAGAGAAGCGUAUCGGCUAGCAAAGACUCUCCCAACAAGGUCGAGGAGCAUUCCGGCACCAAGACAACAAAGACGCCAGCCCAUAAGCAGCAUGGUAAACCGUAUCCUGCCUCGCUGUCCUUCUUCAAUGACGCAACUCACGGCUAUUCCGACUCGUCCGUCUUUGCCACUUUGCCAUUGAGCGCACGCAAGCUGUCUCAGUCUAUGCAGGUCAGCAGCAGCAACGUUGUUCCUGUCUUGGUCCAUGGCUGCUGCAGUCAGACGCUGCGUGCCUUGAUCUUCUAUCUCUACACGGCCCAAGUACGUUUUGAAGUGCCGUGGCAGAAGGAAGGCGAAACAGCAGUAACAUUUGAGCUGCCACCACCGACUCCUGAUCAGCCGCAAGCAAAGGCUUCCACAUCGGCCAACGAUGCUCGCCCAAGGGGCCGCAAGCUGGGUCGCACCUUGUCGACACCCACGCGCAACAUGAGUACCUCUCCAGGCAAGGGCAUCAAAAACAGUCCGGAUGCGCCUCCUCCGACCCUCAUCAAUCUUGCUGCGACGCCGCUUUUUUCGUCUAGUCCCCCGCCAAUGUCGCCUCACAGCGCCUACUGUCUCGCAACGACAUUGGCAUUGGACAAGCUGGCCAGCCUGGCCUUCGACCACCUCGUCAAGACGCUUCACCCUCGAACGGCCCUUUCCGAGUUUCUCUCGCCCUUUGCCCUCCGCUUCCCGCCCUACCAAGACAUGGUGCUAGAGUUUAUUAAACGGCGCUGGCAGAUCAUCCACACUCUUGACGAGACGAAGGAGUGUCUGGCCAAGCUAGCCAAAGGUGGCUUUCCACAAGCUCAGCAGGCCCUCGUUCGGCUCUUUGCAGAGCUCGACAUUUCUCAGUCCCCCUCGGCUGCGGCGGCAGCUGCAGCAGCAGUCGCCGCUGCUCAAGGGGCUCAGUAG
This is a messenger RNA of Acaromyces ingoldii, 2043 nucleotides long. RefSeq lists its product as hypothetical. NCBI's taxonomy places the organism in Eukaryota, Fungi, Basidiomycota, Exobasidiomycetes, Exobasidiales, Cryptobasidiaceae. The record is from RefSeq and is a predicted model, not a curated record. The transcript has 4 exons. The coding region runs from base 1 to 2043 and encodes 680 amino acids.